Molecule: messenger RNA, 1197 nt
Organism: Rhizoctonia solani
Lineage: Eukaryota; Fungi; Basidiomycota; Agaricomycetes; Cantharellales; Ceratobasidiaceae
Product: Retrotransposon-derived protein PEG10
Exons: 3
Coding region: 1-1197 (398 amino acids)
Molecular function (GO): nucleic acid binding; zinc ion binding
Source: RefSeq, a predicted model, not a curated record
AUGGAGCUGUCCACUUUGGAAGAUGGAGAGCCAAGCAGUGAUUUGCCGUUCCGUGGCAGCCAACUCCCAACCACCCACUUGCAAACCAUCUCCCACUCCGCGAAACCUGCCCGGAAUGGAACCAGAGCCGUCCAUUGGCGCUCUCCUGAGGCUAUCCAAGCCCUCUCCACACAAGUUGGGUCCCUCCAGGACCAAAUCAAGUCUCAAGGCAAGCAAAUCACUCAGCUCACCGCCUUAUGCAAGGAGACCAACAACCUCGUUGGAGACAAGGACCAGGGCGGAGCCCAAACAAAGCCUGGCCCAUUGACUGGGCCUACCACUCCUCCCACUCACACGGGAGGAGAAGCCCACACUCCAGCAACGAUUAGGCCUGGACUCAAGGCUCCCUUCCAACCAUCAAGGGGCACAGGUUUUGACUUGGAAGACGAGGAAGAACCAAGACCUCCCAAAAAGGAGCCUACAGGAACGCCUAGAAGGCACUUGGGGUCUCUCACCCCUUUCAAUGCAGGGUCCAGUGUAAAGCGGCCAAAGAUGGACCUCCCAGACCCCUAUAAGGGUGAUACUAGGGGACGCAAGGCCACUCACCGCCGAUUGGGCUCUUCCCAUUAUUGGGACCAUCAUCAAGGGCAAGGCAACCCCCCCACCACCAUCCAGGCCUUAACGGCCAAGUUCAAAGAAGCAUUUGCCGAUCCCAACGCCAAGCAGCUGCCGCUAGAAAAAUUGCGGCUCUCUCCCAAACAACCACCACCUCCGAGUACGUCACGGAGUUCUGCAAUCUCAUGGCGGAAUUGGACUGGAACAAGGAGGCCUACAUUGCGCAGUUCACGCGGGGCCUCCAUUGGAAGGUCAAGGAACUGCUAUCAACCAAGGAUAGUAUUCCCAAUGAACUCGAGGCGAUUUUCGGCCUCUAUUAAGAUUGACAACAUUCGCCGCAAAAAUGAGGAGAACCGUCCCAAAAAGACACCCGCCAAAUCCCCGGCCACCGUGGCUACCACUUCCACCACUACCACCCAACGGGUCCGCCUCUCAGAGGACCCAAAUUAUGUCACACCGGAAGAAAGGGAUUGCCGCCGCGCGUCUGGCCUUUGUGUCAAGUGCGGCCAGAAGGGACACGGAAUCAAACAAUGCCCCAACGGAUGGAAGGCCACAAUCAAGGAAGUGGCUAAGGUAGCAGAGGAUGAAUCAGGAAAAGAGUAG